AUGCCAGCGUGUACGUUCAGGUCUUUUGAUGACCGGCGUCCCGUGAUGCAGUGGGCAGGCCUGCUGGCGCUUUGCGCUGUUCUACUCUCCGAACGUGUAUUAUCCGCGAGUAUCAUCUCGACCUUUUCGGACAGCAACUGUCAAGAUUCAGUCACCAGCUUGUACGGGCCAAAUGGGUAUCCCAAUGGGACAUGUACAGAUAUUCGGAGGAGCGGUCCGUACGGUAGCUUUCAGAUUGUAGGGCUUGAUCCAGGUUGCACAGUUACACUAUAUAUGUUUGACAACACGACGGAUAUCUGCGGGGGCUUCCAAGACGAGCAUACACAAAUCGCCGUCUGCUACAAUUCGACCUGGGCAUUUUACAGCAUCGAUUUCUGCGAUCCUGCCGCUGCAGGUUCGGGUAACUCGACGUCGUCGUCGAACUCCCAAAACAAUGGAAGCGGCUCCUCUAGCCAUACCGGCGCGAUCGUGGGUGGCGUGGUUGGAGGUGUGCUCGGUCUAGCUGCCAUAAUCGGCGCUACUGUAUACUUCACGCGAAGGAGCGUCACCAGGGCAAAUGCCGACGACGGACCGCCGGAGAAUACCAGGCCUCAUGUCAGCGAGAUGUUUUCAGAACACGCCAAGGAAUUGCCGGUCCAGCCAGAAGUUUACGAGAAGACUGCAAAUUCGGUUCGGCUGCCGCCCGUUGAACUUCCUGCUGAACAUUACGACAGGUAUAGAGUUCGGCCGAACACACCGCCUACAUGA
Messenger RNA from Verruconis gallopava, 747 nucleotides. RefSeq lists its product as uncharacterized. Lineage: Eukaryota; Fungi; Ascomycota; Dothideomycetes; Venturiales; Sympoventuriaceae. The record is from RefSeq and is a predicted model, not a curated record. The transcript is spliced from 2 exons. Bases 1 to 747 code for a protein of 248 amino acids.